Molecule: messenger RNA, 9062 nt
Organism: Labeo rohita (rohu)
Lineage: Eukaryota; Metazoa; Chordata; Actinopteri; Cypriniformes; Cyprinidae
Gene: map3k10
Product: mitogen-activated protein kinase kinase kinase 10
Exons: 11
Coding region: 1842-5030 (1062 amino acids)
Biological process (GO): protein phosphorylation; positive regulation of apoptotic process
Molecular function (GO): JUN kinase kinase kinase activity; protein binding; ATP binding
Source: RefSeq, a predicted model, not a curated record
UCCAGCCGGUGUAUUUGGAUACAAAGUCAGCCUUAGGAGUUGACAGCCCGGUCCAUGGAAUAGAUCGUCUUUCUCACAGGGAAAGAAAACAGGAGAAGAAACGAUUCGAUUGAGAUGAACGACAGGCCGACCGACUGACCCAGCUGAGAGAACGAUUACAAGAGCAUCCUUCAGUGGAAUUCGAUGAUGUCUACAACAAAUGGGAAUAUUUCAGCGUUAUGAUACGCCCAUGCGACGAGCUGUGUGGAUGUUGUGAUGUACGGUGAACGAUCCAGGCAACCACAAACAUACAUCUGAACUGAGAAGACCGGUUGUUUUGGCUGGAAGAAGCAUGGAUAUUUUACCACUGGUCUGUGGAUUACAAGAAAUAUUGUUGCAGAAUCUAGAAAGGAAUUAGGUGGAUAUUAUUAUUAUUAAUAUUAUUAUUAUUAUUAUUAAGAUGGUGGACACAUCUUGUGUUGGCUUUUAUUUGGACAGCAUAAACACAUUAUGCAGAAUUUCGUCGCGUAAUCGUUACGACCUGGAUAAAAGUCACCUUUAUGCAAGCCACCCGCAUCACUCUCAUUCUUCAUAGAAAUAUCUCAAUAUCGCUUUAGUAUAAUCCAAUACCAAUCCGAAGUUUCGCUUAGCUUGACAUACAUUUCUAUUUAUAUACGCACCUGCCUCCAGCUUUAUGAAUCAACUGCUCUAUGACAAUAAAAUGUCUACUGUUAAAAUGACAAUCAUGGAAAAUGAGGACGAAAUGAUCGAAGUAAGCACUUGCACAUGCGAUUCAUAAAAAUAACACGAACCGACUGUCGCUUUGGCUUAUGACGUGGAUUAAAUUGCAAACAGUAUUAGUGGCUAUAGUAACGUUUAUCGAUGAAAUAUUAAUACGCCAAAUAUAUACCUUUCCUCAUAUACAAAGCGAUAAAUAUGUGGCGUACAUUGUGUAUGUCGAUUAAAGCUAAUGACAACCACGGCUCUGCCAUCUCUCUGUUGUGAUUCUCAUCUUAAAAUGGACGCGCGCUUUCCUUGAACUGUCUUGUAGCGUUCGAGAUGUCCCGAAUUUAUACAAAACAAGAGAAACGUGAAGAGAAUGUUACGAAUGUGCAAAUAAUCGUGGAUGCUUUGAAAUCGCAAGCUGGUGCAUCUCUGUGAGCCUAUCAGAGCUGAAUGUCUGAGGAUGCCUUAAGCCUGCGCAUGCAUGUGUUUAAGGCUAUGAAUAUUCAUUAACAUCCAUUGCAAAAAAAGAGUAACAUCGAUGUACGUGUACAAAUAUGAGAGUUUUACAUGGAUCAGAUGGAUUAGAGGUUAAGACAACAUUCCAGUGCAAGCUAGUUAGGUAGAAUUUAACCCCGUACUAGAACGUAAGUGAUUUUGAGGCAGAAAAUUCAGAAGAACAAUUGUUUUAUGUUUACUAAUAUUCGUUUACUUGUGGAUUCUGCUACUGAAAAGAGAAACCAAGCAAGCAGUCUCCAAGGCCUUCAAUGAAUCGUCAAUACUGCAUCAAGCAACCAAAAAGAUAAGAUUCUCACCCUUUGAUGGAAUGGAUAUUCUCACCUAAUCUUAAGGACUUCGUUUUCUUUCAGUGCCCUUGGUCAUAUUAGAGCUGUAAGCACUCAUGAACUGAUUAAAAUGGCUCUAUAAAUGUUAAGACGCACACAAAGUGUGCUGUGGACAAUCCAAGCAAUCACUUAGGACAGUGUGGGGGCAGCCCAGCCGAAGCUUUACAUAUUGAUUUCAUUCCUCAUCAAGAAGGCCUGCACUCAGUAGAUGGGCUCUGCAUGGAUAUUGUGCGCAAGUUGACAGAGGGCCUCCUCCAGCUUUUGAGACCUCAUCGCUGACUUGAACACUCAGUGAUGGAUCCAUAUACGAAACUGAGUGGAGUAGGAGCUGGAGGUGGUGGCAGUGCUGCCCCGCUCCCUUGCACCAGUAGGGGAGGUUCCUGUGGACCCCCAGUUCCCUCCGCCCUCCCAGCAAAUGCAAAUUCAAUACCCUGCCUGAGACACAGCAGCAGCAGCCAGAACUCCUCUAAUUUUUCCUCGUCAGUGGACUCCCCAGAUUCCCAUCUUCCUCAUCAUCAUGAAGGCAGUAACACGUACUGGACAGCUGUCUUCGAUUAUGAGGCCACAGCGGACGAGGAGCUGACCUUGCGGCGUGGCGACCUACUGGAGGUGCUCUCCAAGGACUCUAAGGUGUCUGGAGAUGAGGGCUGGUGGACUGGGAAGAUCCAGGACAAGGUGGGCAUAUUCCCUAGCAAUUACGUGACCCGACGGGACACCAGCUAUCCGGCGUUGCCUCCGGAAGGUCUGGUUGGUGGGGAGUCGCCACUGGAGAUUGACUUCUCAGAGCUGUGCUUGGAGGAGGUGAUUGGUGCUGGUGGCUUUGGAAAGGUCUACAAGGGUGUGUGGCGAGAUGAGGAAGUGGCUGUUAAAGCAGCUCGUCAGGACCCGGAUGAGGACAUCAGUGCUACUGCAGAGAAUGUGAGGCAGGAGGCCAGACUCUUCUGGAUGCUCCGACACCGCAACAUCAUUGCUCUCCGUGGUGUUUGCCUGCGGGAGCCAAAUCUUUGCCUGGUUAUGGAAUACGCCCGUGGCGGGGCGCUUAACCGGGCACUUGCUGGGAAGAAGGUGCCUCCUCGGGUACUGGUGAAUUGGGCAGUGCAGAUUGCGACGGGAAUGGACUACUUGCACAAUCAGACCUUUGUGCCAAUCAUCCAUCGAGACCUCAAAUCCAGUAACAUUUUGAUUCUGGAGCCUGUGGAGAGAGACGACCUGAGUGGGAAGACUCUGAAGAUCACAGACUUCGGGCUUGCUCGGGAAUGGCAUCGCACCACGAAGAUGAGCGCAGCGGGCACGUAUGCCUGGAUGGCUCCAGAGGUCAUCAAGCUGUCCCUGUUCUCCAAAAGCAGCGAUGUGUGGAGUUUUGGAGUGUUACUCUGGGAGCUGCUGACUGGUGAGGUGCCAUACCGUGAAAUUGAUGCUUUGGCUGUGGCCUAUGGAGUUGCUAUGAACAAGCUAACCCUUCCCAUCCCCUCCACCUGCCCUGAGGCCUUUGCACAGCUGCUGGGAGAGUGUUGGUGUCCUAACCCACAUGGACGUCCUUCUUUCGGGAGUAUCUUAAAAAGGCUGGUGGACAUUGAGCAAUCAGCCAUGUUCCAGAUGCCCCUCGAGUCUUUCCAUUCCCUGCAGGAAGACUGGAGGCUGGAGAUCCAGCAGAUGUUUGAUGAACUACGAGCAAAGGAGAAGGAGUUGCGUUCCUGGGAGGAAGCUCUGGCACGGGCAGCUGAGGAGCAGAGGGAGCAAGAGGAGCAUCUGAGGAGACGCGAGCAGGAGUUAGCCGAGAGGGAGAUCGACAUUGUGGAGAGAGAGCUCAACAUCAUCAUCCAUCAGAUGUAUCAAGAGAAACCACACGUGAAAAAACGCAAAGGCCACUUCAAAAAGAGCAGACUGCUCAAACUUGGCAGAGACAGCAACUGCAUCAGUCUGCCAUCUGGUUUUGAACAUAAGAUCACAGUGCAAGCAUCACCCAGCGUGGACAAGAGGAAAGGUCAGGGUAGUGAAAGCACCACUCCUCCAGCCAGCCCAGGGGUCAUCCCUCGCCUCAGAGCCAUACGUUUGACGCCCAGUGAUGGAAGGAAGACGUGGGGCCGGACGGCUGUGUGUAAGAAAGAAGAUUUAGGGACCAAGAAGAAGGGCCGAACAUGGGGACCCAGCUCCACACAUCAGCGCGAGAGAGUUGGUGGAGAGGAUAGGUUAAAGUCACUCGGGGAGGGUAAGGUGUGGUCCUCCAGUGCUCCAAAUCUGGGAAAGUCCCCAAAACAUGCUCCUAUGACAGCUGGAUUCUCAAGCCUAAAUGAAAUGGAGGAGCACUGUGAGUUUGAUGACAGUUCCCCUGGACGCCUGGCUCCUGAGCUGGGCAGUAAUGGAGCGAUGGAGGAGGUGGGUUUAGGAUCAGCGGGUGUAGGGCCAGGAAUAGGCUCACAGGAUUCAGUUCGGCGCUGCAGCCAGAGGAAAAAGAGCGACCUGUUGUUGCUGGGCUGUGCCUCCAUACUAGCCGCUGUGGGCUUGGGUUCUGACAUUUUUCAGCUGGGACGACAACAGAUGAGUCAAGAUGAGCAGGACAUCCGAGAGGAGCAGAGAAAGAAGAAGGAGGGUUUAUUUCAGCGCACAGGCCGAUUUAGACGUAGCACCUCUCCACCCAGCCGUACACUGUCACUCUCCCUGUCCCAUAACCGCCAUCACGACUCCACCCUGCCCAGCAUGGACCCAUCACCUUCCGUUACCCUCCUCUCUUUGUCCUCCCUCUCUGACUGCAACUCCACCAAGUCCCUGUUGCCCUCUGAUCCUGAUGACUUUGCCCCGACCCCUAGUAGUGCUCAUCCGGUGGUCUCUCCCGCGCCGUCAUUAAACCCUCUGCUGGACCUGAGGGCGGAGAGCUUUAAACGAGAGCCCAAUCAGUCCCUCACUCCCACCCACGUCUCUGCAGCUAUGGCAUUAAACCGUGGGCACCGCCGGACGCCCUCUGAUGGGGCCAUUCGUCCUCGAGCGCAGACAGUCGUGGGGCAUCGGCGCACACCCUCUGAUGGGAGUAUGCCCUUCCCCCCUGCACAAGCCCUAACUAUUACGCCAUAUACAGGUUCUCGUGAAACUCUUGACAUUCCACGCCUGCCUGACCCGUCUAUGAUCUACCCCUCAGCCCAUCGGCGCAAACCUCCUCCCCCCAUUCCCGUGCCAGAGCCAGACAGCCAUACGGGCACACUCGAGCGUCCCAAAACCCUUGAGUUCGCUCCCCGCCCCCGACCCACCCCGGCUCGGGCACGUCCGGACCCCUGGAAACUAUCAUCUCUAUCCCAGACGCUCAGUUCGUCUCCAGGUAGCAGCUGCGACAGUCCGCUGGGCUCGGGUGACAGCGGAGUGAGCGCCGGAGUGGGUGUCGUCCAUCAAAGCCUUCUCGACAUGGACAUGGAAGGCCAGAGCCAGGACAGCACUGUCCCCCUGUGCGGACAACACCCACAGGCCACUCUAUGCGGUCAACAAUUCUCAUAGAAAGACAGAAACCCCACUCGAACCAGCAUUCUGUGGUCGUCCGUCGUAAGAGGUUUCCCCACAGUUUGCCCCGUGAUCCCAUCAGACCACGUUCUCUGGCAGCUCUAAUGGAAAAGCUGCCCUCUGCAGUAGCUAGACAGACGCCUUCUGGACAGGUUAAGAGAUAAAUGACCUUGAUUUGUUUAUCUCAGCUUGUCCGCAGUGACUCAUUCGCUGUGAGUUUAAUGGGCCUCGUAACAGCUGAGAUCGGUUGGUUAAACAGUGGCCUGUAGUGAGCAGAAGAGGGCAGUCUAACUACUGUAGGUCUGUGACCCUCCUUGUUUGUCCAUAUCUCUGUUAUCAUAGGGCCAGUCUCUCGCCUCUUCAUUAUCAUCAUGGUUACAACCCGUUUUUUGGCCUGGAAGAAAAAUACAAAUUGUUGUUUUUUUUUCUCCACAUCAUCCCCUCCAGUGUGUACAUUGUAAAGUUCAGUGAUGCUUUCUGUAUUUACAAUCAGGAGAAUUGUGUAUGCAUUUAACUGCAAUGAUACAGGGAUCUGCAUUCAUUGUAAUAUAUUGAUACAAUAUAAAAAAUAGGUGUACCAUAAGAAUUUUAUAUUUUUAUUUUUUGGAAAAAACAAACUACAUCUCAAACGACUCUCUGCAUGACCUAAUCAGAAUGUGAGAGCAGUCCAAACGUGAAAUGAAACAUGAGCAGAUGCUUUCUCUCCAUGUGUGGAGGUACUUGGCACUUUCCAAGGAUAGGGUACACUUUUUUCAAGCAUUAGAGGCAUAAAUACCAUGUUUUUGAUUCUAAAGCAGUGUGAUGUCACAUUGUUUAGGCCCCACCCACAGCAGCUAAAAGCAAUCUCUGUAGCCCCUAUUGAUAGCCCUAUUAGCAACACUUUUCUUCUUUUUUAAAAUGUAUUAUCUAUUUAUUUUUAUGUUUAUUGCAAGAAAACAACAAAAUCAAAUGAACCAGAAAACUCUAUAUAAACUCUAUUUAGUAAUCCCAAAUCAAUUCUACACUAGUGUUUGAGGUUGGAAAGAUUUUUUUUUAUGUUUGCCAAGGUUGCAUAUAUAUUUUAUUGGUGAAACCCUAUGGUAAUUGUUAGAAUGUUCAUAGAUCAGCAAUCUCGAGGUAAAACUAAUUGGGCAGACCAAACCGUAAGUUGUAGAGACAUAACUUGAAUAACCCCAAUUGCCCUGACGGGAGUGCUACAGCAAUCAAAAGUAAAUUUUCAGGUAUUUUGAAUUUUUGCGAACUAGCCAAUCAGAACCAAAGUGGUGCUGAAAGAUUCUCCUGAGAGUGAAUAUCAAUAAUUAUCAAAAAAGUUGAACUUUCGACUCACUGUUGCAAAGGGACGCCAAAACGUUAAAAUGGGCAGGGAACACUUAUGUAAGAGCUCUAUCCGAGGUCACAUGACCAAAGCGUAAAUUGUGGAGACCUGAAACUUGUAGGGAUGGUAGUAUCACACCAUCAACAACAUGACCAUGGCUUGCCCAAAUUGUCCUGACAGGGGCGCUACAGUGAUCAAAAGUAUGAAAUCGUUCAUAACUCCUGAAUGGUUAGUCACAGGCUCAAGUGUCUUGUGUUGUUGGAAUCAUUGGCUCACGGCGGACAAGUCAUAGAGACUUGAAACUUGGAGGGAUGGUAGUACUCACACCGUCUACAAUGUCACCAAGGCCCGCUCCAAUCGGACUGACGUGGGCGCUACAUUGAUCAAAAGUAUGAAAUCUCUUACAACCCCUAAACCAUUGGUCGCAGGCUUAGGGGUCUUCUGUUAUUGGAAUCCUUGGCUCACACCAGACAAGUUGUAGAGACUUGAAACUUGGAGGGAUGGUAGUAGUCACACUGUCAACAACAUCACCAAGGCUUGCCCCAGUCGGACUGACAGGGGCGCUACAACAAUCGAAAAUACAAAAUCGCUCAUAACCCCUAAACCAUUAGUUGUAUGCUCGAGUGUCUUUUGUCAUUGGAAUCAUUGGCUCACGCCAGACAAAAUGCACAUCUACUUUUGCGAAACUAGCUGUUUGGAAACAAAGUGGUGCUGAAAUAUUCUCUGGAGAGUGAAUAUCAAUAUUAUUAUUUAAAAAGUUGAACUUUCGCCUCACCAUCGCAAAGGAACACCAAAACAUUUGAAAGGGACAGGGAACUUGUAAGGCUCGCCCCAAUCGGACUGACGGGGGUGCAACAGUGAUCAAAAGUAUGAAAUCACUCAUAACUCCUAAACUGUUAGUCGCAAGCUCAAGUCCUCUGUUAUUGGAAUCCUUGGCUCACGCCGGAUAAGUUGUAAAGACUUAAAACUUGAAGAGAUGGUAUUCACACCGUCAACAACGUCAUUGAGGCUUGCCCUAAUUGGGCUCACUGGGGCGCUAAUGUUUUAUGUCAUUGGAAUCCUUGGUUCACGUUGGACAAAACGGAUUCAAUAUUGGCGAAAUUUUCCAGUAUUUUGGAUUUUUUGAAAAACCUGCUUUUGCAAACUAGUCCUAGGUUUUUCGCCCAAUCAGAACCAAAGUGGUGCAAGAAGAUUCUCUAGAGAGUAAAUGUCAAUGAUUAUCAAAAAGAAGAGUUGAGCUUUCGACUCACCAUCACAAAGGAUUCCAAAGGGCUCUGCCCCUUUUGAACAGAAUGAGAUCUUCAACAAACUCAGUACACUUACGUAAGAACUCGAUCAGAGUUCACAUGAUAAAAAAAUCGCGUUUUGCCAUUUUGUGGCACUAUAAGAGGGAAAAAAUCCCAAAAUGGCUAUAACUACACAACCGUUUGUCCUAUCAACAUGAAAAUUGGUAUGCACAGUCUUAGUCCAAAGGGCCACAAGUGUACAUAAGGACAUUUGUGUAUCUCAAAAAACAUGGCUGCCAUUGGCAGAUGAAAUUGAGCACCUAUUAUACAAAGUUAAAGGAGGUCAAUCAGAACAAAACUCAGUGGGCCUGUUUGACUCUAAAGGUCUGUGAGAAACUUGAAAGAAAUCGGUCACUAGAUGGCUAAGUACACAACUCUACAUUCCGGCUUUUCACACAUACAAACAAUAUUCGUGUCACAUGAUAGACCCAACAACUCUGCUUCUAGAACCACUGCUGUCAAUCAAAACAUUUGUUAAAUAUUGAGAACUAGUCCUAGGUUUUUUCCUAUCUGAACAAAAAACAAACAAAAAAAACACAUACACACACUGCAGUACAAUUCUCUGGACUCUAAGAAAAGGAAAGGCCAAGUAUGGUGACCCAUAGAAUUUGUGCUCUGCCCGUCCAAGUGCACACACACAGACCUUCAAUCCCUGACAGACCUGGGACUCAAACCCGCAAACUUCUGGUUACAAGCCCAAAUCCCUAACCAUUAGGCCACAGCUGCCCCAGGUCAAUAAUUACCAAAAAAAAAAAAUGCAAUUUACCCUUUGGGAAGCUAUAAAAGGGUUGUUUGGAAAAGAAGCCUGUCCAAAUAUACCCAAAAUAUGCCCUAUAAAGCCUAAAAGAAAACUCAAAACUUCACAAAACCUGGUGACAGCUAAAUCUAAACAAGCAUGCAAAGUUUUAUGGAGAUCAUACCACAGGUGGCACUAUAACAGGAUUCAAAAACACUGUAUUUCUAUGGUAAAUGACCUCAAAUUGCAGAAAAUGUUCAGACAUUCAUGCAUACAGAUCUUCGCAUCAUACAAUCGAUCUCCUCAUUCUGAACAACUUCGCCUCUAGGACGACUGCUGUCAAUUAAAUUGUUCUUUAAAUAUUUGACAUUAUUUUAAAAACCCACUUUGGGAAUUCCUUCAGUCUGACCAUACAUAAAAAUCAUCAUAUUUAUAUGGUAAAUUACCUGGAUUUGCCAAAAAUGUUUGUUUCAAUCAUUGAUUUAGGAGGUUACAGGCUUGCUAAAUAAUACAUGUCAUUUUCAUAUGUCCUUAAAAGCAUAAAAUGUCACUUGUAAAUGUAAAUGUAAUUUAUUCCUAUGAUGGUAGAGCUGAAUUUUGAGCAGCCAUUACUCUAGUCUUCAGUGUCUUUCAGAAAUCAUUCUAAUAUGCUGAUUUGGUGCUCAAAAAACAUUUCUUAUCAAUGCGAAAAA